AGUAAUUACUGUAGUAACUAAACUCCAUCAUGAGGACAAACAGACUCAUGGCUCCUGCUUGACAGCUCUAGUCUCCAUCCGAUCAAGCUACCCUGCCCUUUUGGUUUUAUUUGCCCUCCGCGCGCGUCUCACGAUCUUUUUUAAAUUCCCCAUCGCUUCUCUUCUUAACCUCCUCCUCUUCCCCUUCUUUUUUUUCUUCUUCCCCACACCCGCGAUCCUCUCUUCUCCUCACCACCUUCACCACCCUCACACCCUCUCUCCACCUCAAGCUUGCGAUCGCGCUCCACAACCACACCCUCGUCUCGGGUUUCCUCCUGCGCAUCGUUCGCCAUGGCAGAGACCGAAUCCAAGGCUGCGACCGCUCAGGUCGCUACCGACUCGUCCUUCACUGACGAUGUCGUCCGUCCCCGCGGUUGGAUGUACAAGCGCAUCGGCGUUGGUAAGUGGAACAUUGGCUGGUACGCCUCCCCAAAGUUCCAGCUCGGGAUGGUCGCCUUCGUCUGCUUCAUGUGCCCCGGCAUGUUCAACGCUCUUGGUGGUUUGGGCGGUGGUGGUAAGGCCGAUGCUAAGUUGGCCGACGACAUGAACACCGCGCUCUACAGUACCUUCGCCGUGGUUGGUUUCUUCGCUGGUACCAUUGUUAACCGUCUGGGUGUUCGCGCCGCUCUGUCCUUUGGUGGUAUUGGUUAUUGUCUCUACUCGAUUUCCCUCCUCGUCUCCGUUCACAAGUAUGUUCCCGGCUUCAACAUUUUCGCCGGCGCGUUCCUCGGUGUUUGCGCUGGUCUGCUGUGGACCGCGCAGGGCACCAUCAUGAUGUCCUACCCUCUGGAGCAGUCCAAGGGUCGCUACUUUGCUUGGUUCUGGGGUAUUUUCAACGUCGGUGCUUGCAUUGGCAGUCUGAUCCCCCUCGGAGAGAACAUCAACGUCAAGACCAACAGCACCGUCAGUGACGGCACCUACAUCGCCUUCAUUGUGCUCAUGUUCUUCGGUGCCUGCCUGGCCCUGUUCAUUUGCGAUGCCGACAAGAUCGUCCGUGAGGAUGGCUCCCGCGUCAUUCUGAUGAAGAGCCCCAGCUGGUGGACCGAGAUCUACGGUCUGUGGGAGACCAUCAAGGCCGAGCCCUACAUCAUCCUGCUCUUCCCCAUGUUCUGGUCCUCCAACUGGUUCUACACCUACCAGCAGAACGGUAUCAACGGUGCCUACUUCGACACCCGCACCAAGGCCCUGAACGGUUUCCUGUACUGGUUUGCCCAGAUUGUCGCUGCUUUCAUUAUCGGUCCUCUUUUGGAUGUCGAGCGUGUCCGCCGCAGUGUCCGUGCUAAGAUUGCCUUUGGCGUCCUGUUCACUCUCACCAUGGUUAUCUGGGGUGGUGGCUAUGCCUGGCAGAAGCACUACACCCGUGAGGAUGUUGGCAAGGAUGCUAUUGCCGCUGGUACCUUUGUUCCCUGGGACUGGACUACUAAGGGUUACGUCGGCCCCAUGUUCCUGUACUUCUUCUACGGAAUGUACGAUGCUGUUUGGCAGGGUGUUGUUUACUGGUUCAUGGGUGCCCUCGGCAACUCGGGCCGUCGCCUCGCCAACUUGGCCGGUUUCUACAAGGGUCUCCAAUCCGCCGGUUCCGCCGUGAUGUGGUCCCUCGACAGCAAGGAGACUCCCUUCAUGAACGAACUCGCCUCCAACUGGGGUAUCCUCUCGGGCUCCCUCCUCUUCGCCCUCCCUGUCGUCUUAAUGCGUAUCCGCGAUACCGUUCCCCUCGAGGACGAUCUCAAGGGUACCGAUGAGACCGCCGAGGACGUCCUGCCCCCUGGUGCCUUUGCGGAGAAGCGUGCCGUCGGCGAGAUCUAAAUUCUUUCCAGUUACGAUCUUGCUUGAUCAGGAGAGUCGUUGCUGGUUGCACUUCGUAGGAUGUGUGUGGCAUGAUCAUUUUCUCUCUGAUUUGACUGACGGUCUUGACUUCGCUUCGGCAAGGACUGGCUUCGUUUGUUUCUCCGAGAUUCAUCAACGGACCUUCUCCUUCUCCUUUUCCUUUGAAAGGGAAGGGUGGGCUCAUAAUGCGAUGACUCGAUAUGAGGUUUUAUGGAUGACGCUUUUCCUUUCCCCCAUUUUCCCUAUUCCCCCAAUGAUUUUUUAAUGUUGUGCGAUGCAUAGUUUCGUCGCUACCCUUUUACAUACCCGGUUUCACAAUGAAUGGAAAAGCAGUCACGAA
This is a messenger RNA of Penicillium subrubescens, 2206 nucleotides long. Its product is annotated as UNC93-like protein. Lineage: Eukaryota; Fungi; Ascomycota; Eurotiomycetes; Eurotiales; Aspergillaceae. Gene Ontology annotation, molecular function: transmembrane transporter activity. The coding region runs from base 331 to 1845 and encodes 504 amino acids. The record is from RefSeq and is a predicted model, not a curated record. The transcript is spliced from 4 exons. Gene Ontology annotation, biological process: transmembrane transport.